AUGGGUGAGAAGAGGAAGGUGGACGAUGGCAUCUCAAAGACCGAUGGCAAGAAAUUGACAAAUCGUCAAAAGCGAAAGAAACUAAAUGAGAAAAAUAAAUGGCCCCAGCACCCGAAGAUUCAAUCCAUGGAUCAACGAGCCAAAGCAUACAUUCGAGUUGCUGGUUUUGGGAACACUUCCAAAUCGAAGGAAACCAUUGACCCUAAGCUGGAUCUCAUGUCACCUGAAGUGAAAUUUGGGUCUCUACUUGGUGGAACUGACCAGCGCAAAAGACAUGCAGCUGUGAAUAAGCUGAAGGAAUAUCUUAGGGCUAGGUGUGCCAUUGACAACGAAAAUGGUGGAAUUUCAGAACUGGACCUUCUGAAGCUCUGGAAGGGGCUCUGGUACACCCUUUAUAUGGCUGAUAAAGCUCCGGUACAAGACGAACUGUCGAAGCGGCUUGCUGAACUAUUAUGGUGUGUUGCUGGAACUGAAGAAGAGGACGAGUAUGCUGGUCAAGCCUAUUUGGAUAUGUGCGAACAAUCAGAACUUGCCAUGGCUGAUGAUUUUGAUGAAGAUGAUGUCACAAUGGAAGAGAUUGUCAACAUACUUUCAAACGAGGUCCGAGAAAUUGAAAGCGAUAGUGAAAAUGAAAGCGAAGAGGAAGGAGAUGGUGAGGAUGAUCCCGAGGAAGAAGAUGGCGUAUCAAACAAAUCGAGUCUCUUUGCGAACCAAGACGACGGCGGUGGUGUUGAAGACGAAGAAGAAUCUGUAGACGAUAUAAACAUGCCACACUGUCGUGGAGCCCAUCUCGCGUCAAUCUUUAUUCGGACUUUCUUGAGGACAAUUCGAAGAGAGUGGGGGGGAAUGGACAAGUAUCGCGUCGACAAAUUCUACACUCUGAUGCGUUUAUACUUGCAUGAGGUAUUUAAAUAUAUGGCUACUCGCCAUUGGAACCUAGGGAUUAUUAGGUUGUUUAAUGAUGCCAUCUUCGAAGAGGUUCUCAGUCAAACUCCAAAUGGAUUGAGAUAUCAUUUGAUCGAUAUUACGCUAGACGAACUAGCCAGAGCAAACGCAAAAGCACCAAUGCCAUUAACUGAAGCUACAUUCCUUGACACCCUGGAGCCAUACUUUGCAAUGUGCCAAACUGGAUCCAAUGAUGAUACACUGCAGGCUAGAGUAUUGGAAAAGGUUGUGGAAAAGUUUCUUGAUGAAUACUCUGUGAUCAGUGAAAACGCAUUGGCUAACGACACGAACGAGGGGGACGACAGUAAUCCAAUAUUCGACCAAGUGCACGUUGGAAGCGUAGCGCAGUUCAUAUUCGAGCUUGCUAGCGAUCCUGAGACAAAUGAUAGGUAUCGCAAGUCCCUCUAUGACAUGCACAAGAAGUACAUGCGAAGACUGAAAAAAGUGGGAUUUGAUGUCGAAUUGGAUGAAACAUACAAGGACGGAGGAGAAGGAGAGGAAGAAGAAAUUAGCCGAGAUGAGAUUGACCUAGAAAGCUCACAGUCCCUAGCCACUGAGGAAACCCCAGAAGAAGACAAAGAAAAGACAAUGGAAGACGAUGGCGACAGGAUCGAACGAUCGAUCAAGCUGAAGAUGAAACAUGAGAAAGACGAUCUACAAAAGAAAGGCUCGAAGAAGAAGAAAAAUAGAAUUUCAAAGGCAGAUGCUGAGAAGGAUGGGAGUAAAGAAGAGACGGUGAUGAUAUCUAUCUCAGAGCAGAAACAUGCCAAAGCUCGAGGAAAGAAACAAAAGAAGACUGUUGAAGAUGCCGCCUUUAGCGUUACAACGGAAGAGCAGACAGAGAGCGAUGGAAGACAAAAGCGGGUCAAAUUCACACGAACAAACAGAAGCAAGUCCUACAAAGCUAGCAUCAAAGCUCUGGUCACAUCCACCCCUCCUAAAACAUCCGUUGAAACCCCGGAGAAGAGCAUCCUUAGAUCUUCGGUAUCUUCGGGAUGCGCUGUAGUUGGAUGUGGUGUUCUUGGAACGAGUGUGUGCCAACAGUUUGUCAAACUUCCAGAAUUUGAAUCUCAAGAAGUUGUAGGCAUCACAAAAAGCAACACGCGUCACGAGGAAAUCUUGGCGGAAGUUGGCAAGAACGAUCGCUUCAGAGUCGCAACGAUAGAAGAUUGUGCCGGGGAAAAGUACAAGAAUGUUGUUUUUUGCGCUCCGCCCUCGGGCUUUAACGACUAUUCCGCUGCAGUCGAUCAUUGUAUGAAGACGGUCUGGGCAGGUCCUAACUCGGGUGGCGUCUUCAUUUUCACGUCCAGUGGAGGGGUCUAUGGAUUUGGGAAUGAUAAGCAAGUCGUCACAGAGAACUCGCCAGUUGCCGAUCCUUCAAAGAAUCCACGCGCUGCAAGACUAAUCAACGCCGAGGAACGCGUUCUAUAUGGCGACGGAGCAUGCUUCAGACUUGCUGGCUUAUAUUCAUUGACAAGAGGUGCGCAUAACUUCUGGCUGACAAGCGGAAAAGACGUCUCAGGUAGAGCAGAUGGCAUUAUCAACCAGCUUCACUACGAUGAUGCGGCAAGGGCUGUUCUUGCCGGUCUUAGUGCAGGUCCAUCAGCUGUAACUGGGAACGUUUUUCUCAUUAGCGAUGGUCAUCCUCUGACAAGAGAGCAGAUUUGUGAAAGCGCAUUGAAAAACAAACACUUUUCUGGAUACGAACUGCCCAAGUUUCUUGGAACCAAUGAAGAUCCAGUUGGCAAAAUUUACGAUGGUUCAGCAAGCAACAAAGCUCUGAAAUGGGAUCCUGUGUAUCAGUCGUUCGGCGCCUUCAUGGUAUCAGGGGAGUCCUGA
Messenger RNA from Cylindrotheca closterium, 2784 nucleotides. NCBI's taxonomy places the organism in Eukaryota, Bacillariophyta, Bacillariophyceae, Bacillariales, Bacillariaceae. The record is from the annotation of a GenBank genome assembly.